UGGUUUUCUGGAAGCUCCGUGGAGCUGAACAUCCAGGCAGGCACACUGGCGACAGAGUGGAAGGGGGGAAAAGGCGACAGUUUAGGGGGCGAAAAACCAUAAAUCACCGGGCUGAAAAAGUGUUACCGGGCCGAGGAGAAAGACCCGGAGAGUGGCGCUGCUGAAGGUUUGAAUCCGCCCGUCAGCUGUCCGUGCACGCGACAGGAGGGUCUGUUUGGUGUGCCUCCCUGAAAACAAGAAAGAGUAAAGGCUGCUCUGGAAGUGGAGAUCACUGUAACCCACCUGGAUCCUCGCUGCACCCGAGCCCGAUGCACACCAUACACCGGGUCUGCGUCUCCCCCCCUGCGUAACCGGAGCCGUCGCGAGCGGAGUAGUUUACGGUAAUGUCGGUCUGACAGCCACGUAUGGUUUGCUUUUUGACACGGGAUUACGAGACCGGGAAGCAGCGGGAAAGGCGGGGCCGAACCGGUGGACUCCCAAACUGGAUUAUUGAGCUCCCCCUGUGCCGUCAGCGACGCAGCGUUGUUUGGGGGCGGGGGGCGGGGUGGGGGGGGUCGACGAAGGAGGCAACAACUGGAAUUUAGAACCCGUUUUUUGGAACUCUUUCACGGCUAACUGCUGCCCUGCUGCGGACGGCGCGAGCGGGGUUUUCUUCAGUUAUAUUUCUGUAAAAACGGCCAGCUCCUUGUGGCCUCCGUUCACCUAGUUUAUUUAGGCGCACCAUCAGGUUUGGGACCCAUAUUUUGGGGAUAAUUCCCCCCCCCAACCGGGGUCGGACUAUGGCGGACGACGACAUUCUCUUUGAAGAUGUGUACGAGCUCUGCGAGGUCAUUGGCAAGGGUCCCUUCAGCGUGGUGAGGAGAUGCAUCAACAGAGAGACGGGGCAGCAGUUUGCUGUCAAAAUCGUGGAUGUGGCCCAGUUCACCUCCAGUCCUGGACUCAGCACGGAGGAUCUGAAGCGGGAGGCCAGCAUCUGCCACAUGCUGAAGCACCCCCACAUCGUGGAGCUGCUGGAGACGUACAGCUCCGACGGGAUGCUCUACAUGGUUUUUGAGUUUAUGGACGGAGCAGACUUGUGUUUUGAGAUCGUGAAGAGGGCAGACGCUGGCUUUGUCUACAGCGAGGCCGUCGCCAGUCACUACAUGAGACAGAUCCUUGAGGCGCUACGCUAUUGCCACGACAACAACGUCAUUCACCGAGAUGUGAAGCCUCACUGCGUGCUACUGGCGUCCAAAGAGAACUCGGCUCCGGUGAAGUUGGGCGGCUUCGGAGUCGCCAUCCAGCUCGGAGAGUCGGGACUGGUGGCCGGAGGUCGGGUAGGAACCCCCCACUUCAUGGCCCCCGAGGUGGUGAAGAGAGAGCCGUAUGGUAAACCUGUGGACGUGUGGGGCUGCGGAGUCAUCCUCUUCAUCCUCCUCUCAGGCUGCCUGCCGUUCUACGGCACCAAGGAGCGUCUGUUUGAGGCCAUCUGCAGGGGCAAAUACAAGAUGAAUCCGCGGCAAUGGGCCCAAAUCUCAGAGAGCGCUAAGGAUCUGGUGAGGCGCAUGCUGAUGCUGGACCCCGCUGAGAGGAUCACCGUCUACGAGGCUCUGAACCACCCCUGGCUGAAGGAGAGGGACCGAUAUGCGUACAAAAUCCACCUGCCAGAGACCGUGGAACAGCUGAGAAAGUUCAACUCCAGGAGGAAGCUCAAGGGGGCUGUUCUGGCUGCGGUGUCUAGUCACAAGUUUAAUUCCUUCUACGGAGACCCCCCCGAGGAACUUCACGACUUCUCCGAAGACCCCACCUCCUCAGGACUGCUAGCAGCAGAACGUGCUGUGUCUCAGGUGUUGGACAGUCUAGAGGAGAUCCACGCCCUGACCGACUGCAGUGAGAAGGAUCUAGAUUUCCUUCACAGUGUUUUCCAGGACCAGCAUUUACACACACUGCUCGACCUCUACGAUAAGAUCAACACCAAGUCCUCCCCACAGAUCAGGAACCCCCCCAGCGAUGCCGUGCAGAGAGCCAAAGAGAGUUCCUCCCAAGACGAAGCAAGUGGCGCUUUGAAACAUCUGGAAUAUGUACUGGAAGAGAUCUCCUGCUACCCAGAGAACCACGAAGCUAAGGAACUCAGACGGAUACUGACCCAGCCUCAUUUCAUGGCCUUGCUGCAGGCCCACGACGUGGUGGCCCACGAGGUUUACAGCGACGAGGCUCUGAGGGUGACACCCCCCCCCACCUCGCCCUACCUGAACGGAGACUCGCCCGAGAGCACCAACGGAGACAUGGACCUGGAGAACGUCACCAGGGUGCGCCUGGUCCAGUUCCAGAAGAACACAGAUGAGCCAAUGGGCAUCACGCUGAAGAUGAACGAGUCAAACCACUGCAUCGUAGCGAGGAUAAUGCACGGGGGGAUGAUCCACAGACAAGGAACGUUGCACGUAGGAGACGAGAUCAGGGAGAUCAACAGCAUCAGUGUGGCCAACCAGACUGUUGAGCAGCUGCAGAAGAUGCUGAGAGAGAUGCGAGGCAGCAUCACUUUCAAAAUAGUGCCAAGUUACCGGACGCAGGGCUCCUCGUGUGAGAAAGAGUCCCCCAACACCUCCAUCGUGCAGUCCCCUGCCAACGGCCACUCCAGCAUUAACAGUUCUAUCUUGGACCUGCCGUCAACCAUUCAGCCCAAGGGUCGACAGAUUGUAUCGAGACCUCCAAUCAAGGACAAAAUGUCUGUAAAGAUCUACGUGAGGGCUCAGUUUGAAUACGACCCCUCCAAAGACGAGCUCAUCCCCUGCAAGGAGGCCGGCAUUCGCUUCCAGGUGGGCGACAUCAUCCAGAUCAUCUCCAAGGACGACCACAACUGGUGGCAGGGCAAACUGGAGAACACCAAGAACGGCACGGCGGGCCUCAUCCCGUCGCCAGAGCUGCAGGAGUGGCGAGUGGCGUGUAUAGCCAUGGAGAAGACCAAGCAGGAGCAGCAGGCCAGCUGCACCUGGUUUGGCAAGAAGAAGAAGCAGUACAAAGACAAGUAUUUGGCAAAGCACAACGCAGGUACACCACUCACACACACACACACACACACACGCGGAAAAGGUUCAUCAGAGGCUCACGAGCUGAUAAACCUCAGCAGAGAUAAUGACUAG
Molecule: messenger RNA, 3119 nt
Organism: Etheostoma cragini (Arkansas darter)
Lineage: Eukaryota; Metazoa; Chordata; Actinopteri; Perciformes; Percidae
Gene: caska
Product: calcium/calmodulin-dependent serine protein kinase a
Exons: 26
Coding region: 780-3119 (779 amino acids)
Biological process (GO): regulation of neurotransmitter secretion; protein phosphorylation
Cellular component (GO): plasma membrane; cell-cell junction; basolateral plasma membrane
Molecular function (GO): signaling receptor binding; ATP binding; protein kinase activity
Source: RefSeq, a predicted model, not a curated record